AUGCCCAAGCCUUCGGAAUGCUCUGCCAAUUUGGUCAAUAGGCAAAUGAGCCAAUACGACGAUUUGUGGGACGACUUGAGAAUGGUGCAAGCCUCUUUCGGUAGGCUUGGGGAUGUGAAACGUGCCAUCGAAACGGCCGCGCUUCUUAAGCCUUCGACAGGUCCCGCAUUUAACCAGCUCAUGAAGCGAGUCGAGCAGCUGGAAGAAACGUCGAAGAAGAAAAUCGACUGGAAAUACCUGGAAAACUGGAUCGCGAACGCACAAGACCACCUACGUAGAGAUUUCGAAGAGACAGCCCAGAGGUGCGAGCUGCUGGAGAUCGACGUAUCAGACUUGGAGGCGGAGGAUUUCAAUACCAAGCUCACAGAACACACGCUUCGGCAUUCGCUUGGCCGUCUCUUUGGGCCGAACUGGCAAAAGCGGCUGGGGGAAAUCAACCGCGCCACCGGCAUCGACUUAACUUCAUCCGAUUCAGUUACUAUGGAUAGGGAACAGUUCUGGCGGGCUGUUUCCCUACGCGAGACGCAGAUUCUGCAGCAAUUGGACAAAAUCGAAAAGAAGCAAGGAUCACUCCCCACUUUUCGAAAGAUCUGGGCCAAGUUGGACAUCACUGCCAGGAUGCAAAUUUUCCGGAAAUGUGACCUUCCUGAGGUUCCAGACACUCAUAUCUAUUCUUACCUAGAAAGGGUUAAAGAGGGUCAUGCAACCGCUCUUCAUUUUUGUCCGGCACUCAACUACGUUGAUCUCUCGGAAAGUGACAACCUACCAUCGUUGCUAGAAACGCGGUGCAAGGUGCCGCCCCAUCGAUUUCGUCCCUCAGAUGGCCGUUAUUUACUUCUCAGCUUGUGGGCAGGGGGAAACCGCCCAAUCAUGGUAGAAGGAAUAUCUAGGUUAGACCUCGGCGACGGAUCCUCCGGUGCGGUCACCGAGCUCACUGAGUACGACGUGCCACCCCGUCUGCAACCGAAGAUCGUUACUCCUAAUGUGCUUUUCUGGCAGCUCCAAGCGCAAAGAGAGAUCUACCGGUGCCUGGGCAUCUUUGUGGACACGAUCAACGACCUGCCGAGGGCAGAAGUGGAACGUGAGCCACUUUUAGGGACCGAUAGCGAUAUUGAAGGAAACACCCUCGUCACUCGCUCCUCCCGGUCCAAAUACCUUUGCCAUACAAUGAGCGUCAAUCUACAGGAUGUACAGGACACUAUCAGAACGUCACUGGACGAAGCAAUGGACCAUCUUUGGCAGGUUCGGCAAGACGCAGCUUCCUGGCAUAGUUGUAUGACGGGCAUGGCCAAACGCAGCGGCUCAAAAGAGCUGCUAGCCAUACUCUUUGGCCGCAUCGACACCCUGAGUACAUUGGAUCAACUGGUGGCAACUGCUGUUCAACAGGCCAAACAUCCAUUGUUGACUGACGCGGAAGACGAUGAUAUCAAGAUCGCAUCAACCCUCGACAGCGCUCUCCAUAGCGCGUUCGAAGAGAGAUUGCUCCAUUUC
This is a messenger RNA of Colletotrichum abscissum, 1491 nucleotides long. RefSeq lists its product as uncharacterized. The record is from RefSeq and is a predicted model, not a curated record. The transcript has a single exon. NCBI's taxonomy places the organism in Eukaryota, Fungi, Ascomycota, Sordariomycetes, Glomerellales, Glomerellaceae. The annotation marks the transcript as partial.